GGAAGGAGCGUCCGUGCUGGGCGCGUGUGGUGGUCCGCUGACCGGUGACGGGUGGGGCCCCCGCCAGGGGCCCGGAGAAUUAACGCGGCGACCGGUCCGGUCCCCGGCGGCCGGAACCUGCCACCUGCUGCUCUCCGACCCGGACCUGCCAGGCGGCACCAACUUCCGGUCAGGGCCCCGGGCGGAUCGGGUCCGGAGGGAGCGGACGGGCCGGUCGGCCGGGCAGGAUAUCACUCACAAUGGCUCGAAUUCCCAUGGGCAAAGUUCUUCUGCGAAAUGUCAUCCGCCACACAGAUGCACACAACAAGAUUCAAGAAGAGUCAGAAAUGUGGAAGAUUAGAGAAAAAGAGAAGCAAACAAACAAAAUGAGAUUCCUCCAACAGCAAAGAAAGUCUGUGAGCUUGCCAGGGAACAGAAUGCGAUGUGAUGGGUAUGAUGAAGAGGAGGAAGAAGAAAAGGCAAAUGCUGCUGCUCGGAAGGCUUUCACUACACCCCAGGAUGAACGGGAAAGCAGAUACUGGACAAAGAAGCUGUAUGAGUUUGAAGCAAGUGAUCCCAACAGAUGGGGUCACAGUGGUUAUAAGGAACUUUACCCAGAGGAAUUUGAAUCUGAGAGUGACCAAAAGGAUAGCGAGGAGCACACUGCCAAUGGAGUAAAAACCAUGCACUCAAAGUCUUUGAAAUCUGCUUCACGGAAGCGCAAACGCUCAAGUAAAACAAGUAAGAAGAAACGUAAAAAGAAAUCUAGGAAAAAGGUGAGGCGGAAGAAAAGCCUGCAGAGCAGUGAUUCUUCCAGUGACAGUGAGAGCUCAGUGGAGGAGGAGAACUCUGAUCAAAGGAAGAGGGUAAAAGCAAAGAAAAAGCAUCGCCAGAAGGCAGCAAGAAAGCAGAAGGAGCUGCCUCUCAGCUCCUGCGAGAGCAGCUCAUCACCCAGCCACGUCUCCGACACAAGUAGCAAGGAUGACAGUGAUUCCAGGAAUCGUCUGGAUAAAAGGAGGAAGAGGAGAAAAAAGAAGCAGCAGAGAAGUGCUCCCAAAGAAGAGGGUGAUAAAGAAAUCAGAAGCAGCAAAAAGAAGCGCAGAAACUGGAAAAUUGCACACAAUGAUACUUCUGAUGACAGUGGGGACGACGACCUGAAUUAGAGCCAUGGUUAGAAGGUGCUUGUACUCUUGAGGAACUUGCCUGAGUUGUCUGAACCAAGCAUUGAAGUUAGACCAAGUGCAUCAUUUGGUUUUACUGACAUGGUCUAAAAAUAAUCGGGAGCUGGUUAUGAACUGACCGUGAUGACGUGUUAUCCCAGCCAGCAGCCCCAGCCGGCUCUCAGAUUGUUGCUGCCUUUUCCUGAAUAUUACACUCUAUGUAAUACCCUAUUUUUGAUGUGGGCUGAAAGAACCAGCGGUGUCGGGCACAACAGAAUCACACUGUACAUUGUAUUAAAUCUGAUGGCAUCUUGACUCUACCAUGCCACAGUUGUGGGAACGUUCUGUCAUUAGUCUCGGUGUUUACUAGACAUAUAGGACACAAAGUCUGUGCCUGAUUCUAUUUCUUAAAACACCUCAAUCAUUCUAAGCAGGCAAGUGGAAAAGAUGUCACGAGUUUGAAUCUGAUCCAUUACUGUUACUUUGCUUUCUAGAGACGUGAGUUGUUAAUAAUGAAGGAUGCAACAACCAAAGUGACUCCUCGUCAGUUGUAUGAACUUGUAUUUUCUCAGUGAAGCAGAGUUGAGUUGGCUUGGCUGGAGAAGUGUGAAGUGAAAUGUUUAGUGAGAAGGGAACUUGCCAUCAGACCUUACUGCUCAGACUGAAAUGAACAACCUCUACAGCUGUGGAAUUCUGCCACAAAAGGUUUUGUUGCUGUACUUUAGAUUGGAAGGGCUUGCUUUUAUCAAAAUCAGUGCUUAAAGCUCCUUCUGAAGUUAAGUUUGAUCCCAUCAGUAAACAUAUAGUGGAGAGGAUUUAGUCAUUGCUUCUAUCCCUGGAUGCUACUUCCUAGCCUUAUAAUCUGAUCUCAUGAUCACUGUUAAUUUGAUUGACUUUUAACUACUUUUCCCAGCUUAAUUAUUCCAAUUUUUGUUCUGAAUGUUAAAUAUUCUUUGCAAAAUCCAAAGAUUCCUCUUGGGCAAAAGCUUAUAACUUUUCAAGGAAAAGGUAGUAAAUGCAGAGAGGCACUUUGUUUAAAAAUACAUGUUGGUUUAUUAAAGGCACUUUGAUUCAUUUCAUAUUGAUUCUGGUCAAAAUAGUGGAAUUUUACUUUAACUUUUGGCAGAUUUUCCCUUGUUCACUUCUUGCCACUCCAUGUCCAAGUGCCAACUUCUCGGGUGUGAGACUGCCAGUGUGGACUGUAUGACCACAUGCUGUGGCUCAGCCCAAUCUGAUGCCCAGCUGAUAAACAUCACAAGUGCAUUUCUUGAACUGCAAUUCAGUACAGGAAUCCAUCAGACUGAAGCUAGGUGGAUUUUCCAACAGUUCCCCUGGUUAUAAUGAGGCAACUCAGCACAGAUUAAGAACUGAGUUUAACAUUUUUAACUAGCAAUUAAUAUUAGCCUUGCCUUCCCUGGAAAUUUUCACACAAUCUGUUCCCUUCCUUCCACUGGAUGGAAUGUGGUUCCUGCAGUCCUGGCAGGUCCAAGGAUACCUUGCCCAGUGGCUGUUCUUUGUGUGAGGUGAGGCAGAGGCGAUGCUUGGGCUGGGUUUUAUUCAUGUUGACCUGAUGUGUUGUGAACAUCGCUGUCAAAUAGCCACUGGUUGCGAUGUAGGGACUGGGCUUUCUGUCAGGUGUGUCUUGAAUCAAUUAAAGUAGCCCUCAAAUUUGUGAACAUUUCUGAUUCAUUCUUCUGAAGUGAUUGGGUUGAAUAAAACCCACCCCAAAUGUUGCUGGGUUUUGAUGGGAUACACAUUUGGAGAUUUUUGAUCAUCAUGUUUAAUGAGAAUCAAUUCCUUUAAGUUAAAAACCGUGAUGUGUUUUUUGACUGGGAGCAGCUGAGAAUUGCACCAUAUUCCCUGCACAAAUCUCAGGCUCCAUCUGAACAGUAUUAUAUACGUUUAGACAGUGUGCGGUAGAGUACUUCGCAUUGUAUCUUUUUACUUAUACUGUUACCAGUAAAUAUUUUUUGCUCUGAAAUGUCAAGGAAUACAUCCUGAAACUUGCAUUCUGGUAAGCAUUAUCCUUGAAAGAAUGGAGCCUUUGUGGAAAAUACUCACUGCUUUGUGUACAGCUGAUCUUUAAGCCCUUGUUCUAUAAAUAGAACUAUUGUAGGUGCUGCUUGAUAAAUACAAGUUUCUGUACAAGACAUGCCUGCCAGUAUAUAUUGGUAUUGUCUUUUCCUAUGUUGCUACGUGACAAAAGGUUUUUUUUUAAAGAAAUCCAUUUUGUAUUUGAUCUUUAGAAUAUUAAAGCAUGAAUUUUGCUUAAAUAUUUUAACAGUUAGAUUGUUGUUGCCUGAGUGCCCACAUCCACAACUACAGAGUUUAAGUGAUAAUGUAGUUUACUGUUGGAAAGUUGCAGAUUUGAAAUCAUGUACUAUUUUGCUCACUUGUCAGGUGCUGUGCAGAAUACAGAAUAAAUCCUGCAUGAUUUUUUUCAAACUUGGUUUUCCAGGCUUUUUCACUCUGCUGGGGGUGGCCGC
Pristis pectinata (smalltooth sawfish) is the source of this 3625-nucleotide messenger RNA. It is a transcript of the gene nkapd1, whose product is annotated as NKAP domain containing 1. The transcript has 6 exons. The record is from RefSeq and is a predicted model, not a curated record. Lineage: Eukaryota; Metazoa; Chordata; Chondrichthyes; Rhinopristiformes; Pristidae. Bases 240 to 1142 code for a protein of 300 amino acids.